This is a messenger RNA of Portunus trituberculatus (swimming crab), 987 nucleotides long. Its product is annotated as ribosomal RNA-processing protein 7 homolog A-like. Gene Ontology annotation, cellular component: CURI complex; UTP-C complex. The record is from RefSeq and is a predicted model, not a curated record. Lineage: Eukaryota; Metazoa; Arthropoda; Malacostraca; Decapoda; Portunidae. The coding region runs from base 128 to 919 and encodes 263 amino acids. Gene Ontology annotation, biological process: rRNA processing; ribosomal small subunit assembly. The transcript has 7 exons. Gene Ontology annotation, molecular function: RNA binding.
GAGCAGCAGCGAGCCGAGCCGAACUAGAGCCAUGACCACGUGGAUGACGAUGUAAACAAACCCUGGCUGGCUCUUGGCUCUGCUGCACCUCACCACCACCACCACCACCUGCUGACACCACACCACCAUGGACCACUCCGACACAGUGCUGGGCUUCAAGGUGAUGGUCCUUAAGUUCAGCCAGGAGAGCAAGGUGGGUCACCAGCUGCUGUGGAAACAACACACAGUUCGCACCCACAGCGACGCCAAACCAGUCGGCCGCACCCUGUUUGUCAUCAAUGUGCCUCCGUACUGCAACCAGGAAUCACUCACACACCUGUUCUCGCAGUAUGGGGAGGUGACACAGGUGCACCUCCACAAACGCCCCUCCUCUCUCCCCGCCACAAAGCCAAAAUACCCACACUUCUCCAGCAAAGAGCUCAUUCUGGGGUUCAAGGUGGCCUAUGUGGUGUUCAAGCAAGGGGUGACGCUCAAGAAGGUUCUGGCACUCCCUGCUGGCACUGAGCUCAUCUUGUCCACCGAGAAGAGACCUGUCCUAACUGGAGUGAAGAAGUGGCAGCAAGAGUACAACGCCAGCUUUGUGACCCGCAAGACUCUAGCGGAGGAGGUGAAGGAGGUGAUGAAGGACUAUGAUGCCAAGAAGGAGAGGGAGAAGGCAGCAGGUCAACAGGAACCAGACAGUGAAGGAUGGGUGACUGUGACCUCAGAGAAGAAGAAGAAGCCACAUCUGGAGAAGGUGGAUGAGGUGAAGAAGAGGAAGGGAACCAAAAAGAAGAAACAACAAAAGCUCGUCAAUUUUUACUCCUUCCAGCAACGCCAAGCUAAAAUGGAUCAUCUUGCAGAGUUGAGGAAGAAAUUCGAGGAGGAUAAGAAGAGGAUAGCACAAAUGAGACACUCCAGAAAGUUCAGACCUUACUAGUUAAUCAAGAUCCGUGUAUAACUUCUUCAAAAUUGUGACCUUACUAGUAAAUAAAGAUCCGUGUGCAA